Molecule: messenger RNA, 1836 nt
Organism: Moneuplotes crassus
Lineage: Eukaryota; Ciliophora; Spirotrichea; Euplotida; Euplotidae
Source: the annotation of a GenBank genome assembly
AUGAACGACAGCGACCAUUUUGAAGAUGAUAUAGCUGAAGACAUUGGUGGUAGCUCUCUGAAUAAAGAAUCUCCCAGUUUGAAGGCAGAUGAAGGAAAUCAAAGCCAAGAUAAAAUUAGAGAUGAAGCUGAAGAGAGUAAAAUGAAUGAAUCAGAUCUACUUGAUGCUGAGCCUAGUGAUGAUGGGGUAGAAGGAGAUAUGCCAACUCCUGGAGAGAAUAAAAGUGAACCCCUCGCUCAAAGAGAAGACCGAACACCUCAAGAGAGGCAGUCCCAGACCUCAGAAAGAGAAUCUAAUAAUAUCUUCAUCACUGAAAAGCCAGCUGAUGAGGAAGAGGAGGAUGAGCAUCAGCUUGCUGAAGACGUCAAACAAGAUGAACCUGCACCUCCUGGGCAGCUUUCUAGUCAUCCUGAGAGUCAAGCUGAGGGUCAAAUUGUCCCAUACUCUGAACAGGAAGAGAUGGAAAUUAUUUACUCUGAGGAGGAGAUAGCUAGUUUUAAAAAUAUAUUCGACAUGUUUGACAAAGACAAUACAGGAUAUAUUAACCUAGCUGAUUUCCAGUCAAUCAUGGACUCACUCAACAGGAACAAGGAAGAAGUUGAAGAACUUCUUGAAGAAUUUGGAUUUGGGAAAGAAAAUGGGCUGCUUAGCUUCCAAGAAUUCAUUGUCUUAAUGCAAGCGCUGGAAAAGAGGAUAGUUGUUAAUGAAGAUCACGAAGACAGUCAAGGUCACGAAGGUGAAGGUGACAACAUGGAGGAACUCAAAAUAGCUGAAUCAGAAGACCACGAAAGCCCAAGAUCUGCUACAGAGGAAGAGCGAGCACAGUAUGGUUCUCUCCUCCCUCGAACAGGAGUGCAUUUCCUACCUGACACUAAAGUUAUCGACUUCCUCAAACUUCUUGAUGAGUAUCGGAAAUAAGUGUGAGAAGAGUGGAGAAUUCUCUGAAGCGAAGAGAGCAAGGAAGAAAUUCCAGGAUUUAAAAGAAAAAGAGACUUUACGGCAGCAGAACAACAUGAGGACAGCUCAAGAGCAAGAACUUUUGACUGUUGAGAAUGCUCAAAAGGCACAAUUUAUCGAAUUUUCUCAAGCCUGGGACAACUACAUGAGUGAUUAUGAAGCUACUGCUUACCUUUCCUUGGAAAAACUGAAAGAGAAGCAUCUCAUGGAGAUUGAGCAGCUGCAGGAUAAAAUUAGAAAGGAAUCUAAAAUUAAGCUAAAAUUAUCCAAAGAGCUUCUCGAGAUGAGAAAAUAAAGUGAGACUUCUUGUAUCAAUGAAGGAAUAUGAUGAAGCUGAGAUAGUAGAGGAUCAAGCUAAUACACUAGAGGCGAUCGAGAGAGAGAAGAAUGAGGAAGAGCUUGAAGAGAUUAUAUUAAAGCAAGAAGAAAAACUCAGGAAGAAACAGCAACUUGCGUUAUCAGCUUUGCUUAAAAGAAUCCAAAGGGAUAGAAAUGAGCAGUUGAAGCAUCGCCAAAUGGACUCUCAGAGGCUUAUUCAGAGGAAUAAAAACUUGCUCCUAGACCUGUUGAAGAAACAAAAUAUGGAGAUUAGGAGAACUACUCAGUUUCUAAAUUUUGCUUUAGGGACUAGGUCUCCUGCAAAUCCUUCUUAUCCAAAAUCAAAGCAUUACGUUGACCCUAAUGAUGCUAAACUCAAUUUCCCAAAGAAUAAGGCUCCGUAUUACGACCCAAUUUCAAAAACAGUAAAGGUUCCCGGAAAGGAAAGAAAGGGAUAUAAUCGUAAGAAAUCGACAGGUAAAAAUAAAAAGAAAAAGGGGAAGACUGGUGGAUCAGAAGAGAAGGUAAUCAAUCCUCAACCUGUAACAGAGGAAUAGUCUG